CCCAGAGGCGACGGGAAAAAGCUCCGGGAUGAGGGAAAAAGUUGAAAAAUGAGGCGGAAAAAUCUCGGGCUGAGGGAAAAUGUUGGAAAAUGAGGCGGAAAAAGCAGCGGGGUGAGGGAAAAAGUUGAAAAAAUGACGCGGAAAAAGGCUCCGCCUCCGGCCCCGCCCCCCGCCCCUCCCCCACCCCCCAGGCCCCGCCCCCCGCCCCUCCCCGGGCCCCCCCUUCGGGCCCCGGAUUUGCGACGGCGACUUCGACGCGGUGGCGUCGCUGCGCGGGGAGAUCUUCGUCUUCAAGCCUUCACCUAUUUCGACCGCUCCCACCUCUACUGGAAAUUCGACAACUCCGCCCUCCGCGUCCUGCCCGGCUUCCCCAAAUCCGCGCUCCGCGAUUGGCUGGGCUGCCCCGCCCCGGCCCCGCCCCUCCGGACACCGAGGUCAUCGUCAUCGCUGUAGGGGCGGGGCCGGCGGCGUGGGCGGGGCCUAUGGCGCUGCUGGGCGUGGCCUUGUUCUGGCAGCGCCGGGGCGGGGCCCACGCCCACCUGAGGCGGUGCCAGCGGUCGCUGCUGCCCCGCGUGUAGCCACGCCCACUUUUGGGGUGGGGGCCACGCCCACUGUGCUAGGACACGCCCCUUUCAGUUAUCUGGACACACCCACUGUGCUAGGACACGCCCCCCUGAAUUACCUGGACACGCCCACUUUGCUUGGACACGCCCCUUGGAAUUACCUGGACACGCCCACUUUGCAAGGACACGCUCCCCUGAAUUACCUGGACACGCCCACUUCGCUAGGACAUGCCCACUUCGCUAGGACACGCCCCCCUUAAUUACCUGGACACGCCCACUUUGCAUGGACACACCUCGGACCCAAUCUCUGGCCACGCCCACUUUUAUGGGGAACACGCCCAUUUUGCAAGGACACGCCCCUCUGAAUUACCUGGACACGCCCACUUUGCAUGGACACGCCCACCUAACUCAUCUGGACACACCCCCGACCCAAUGUGGCCACGCCCACUUUUUGGGGGGCAAUUGGCAAUCCCACUUUGCAUGGACACGCCCCUCUGAAUUACCUGGACAUGCCCACUGUGCUAGGACACGCCCCUCUGAAUUACCUGGACACGCCCACUUUGCAUGGACACCCCCAAGUCACCCCAUGACUCUCGAGGCCACGCCCACUUUGUAUUGCCCCUCAUUGGACCGGCCUGGCCACGCCCUUUUCGAUGGACAUGCCCACCUCAGCUGUAUGGACACGCCCCUGACCCUGCUGACCACGCCCACUUUGCAUGGACAUGCCCCCAGACUCACCCAUUGACUCACCUGGCCACGCCCACUUUGCAUUGCCCCUCAUUAGCUUCACCUGGCCA
This is a messenger RNA of Zonotrichia leucophrys gambelii, 1360 nucleotides long. RefSeq lists its product as uncharacterized. The record is from RefSeq and is a predicted model, not a curated record. The transcript has 3 exons. The coding region runs from base 133 to 453 and encodes 106 amino acids. NCBI's taxonomy places the organism in Eukaryota, Metazoa, Chordata, Aves, Passeriformes, Passerellidae.